CUCGGCACAAGAACCACUUUGUCCCGGUUAGGGCUCAACCCACACAAGCCGAAAAUUGACCCUGCGAAGCGCCAAACCGCCUGCGACUCUGUGACUUGAAGCCUCUCGCCCAAGCCCCCAAGCCCGUCAGCCCUUGGAAAUCGCGAACUUUUGUCCCUCUUCUCUGCACGGCCAGACAAAGCACCACAAGUUCAAGUCAGAAAGACUCGAAUUCACACAUCAUCCAACAUGUCUCACCCGGGUGCUCAGAUCUCCAAGCGGAGAAAGUUCGUCGCCGACGGUGUCUUCUACGCCGAGCUCAACGAGUUCUUCCAGCGCGAGCUCGCUGAGGAGGGCUACUCGGGCGUCGAGGUCCGCGUCACCCCCACCGUCACCGACAUCAUCGUCCGCGCCACGCACACGCAGGAGGUCCUCGGCGAGCAGGGCCGCCGCAUCCGCGAGCUCACGUCGCUCAUCCAGAAGCGCUUCAAGUUCCCCGAGAACUCCGUCUCCCUGUACGCCGCCAAGGUCCAGAACCGCGGCCUGUCCGCCGUCGCCCAGUGCGAGUCGCUGCGCUACAAGCUGCUCAACGGCCUGGCCGUCCGCCGCGCCUGCUACGGCGUCCUGCGCUUCAUCAUGGAGUCCGGCGCCAAGGGCUGCGAGGUCGUCGUCUCCGGCAAGCUCCGCGCCGCCCGCGCCAAGUCCAUGAAGUUCACCGACGGCUUCAUGAUCCACUCCGGCCAGCCGGCCAAGGACUUCAUCGACAGCGCCACCCGCCACGUCCUGCUCCGCCAGGGCGUCCUCGGCAUCAAGGUCAAGAUCAUGCGCGGCUCCGACCCCGAGGGCAAGGCCGGCCCCCAGAAGUCCCUCCCUGACGCCGUCACCAUCAUCGAGCCCAAGGAGGAGCAGGCCGUCCUCCAGCCCGUCAGCCAGGACUACGGCGCUAAGGCCGCCCAGGCCGUCGCCCAGGGCAGCCAGGACAUCCGCGUUGCCGAGCAGGAGGGCGCCGCGGAGGAGGCCCAGCCCGCUGCCGAGGAGCAGUAGGAUGGUCC
This is a messenger RNA of Trichoderma citrinoviride, 1031 nucleotides long. RefSeq names its product 40s ribosomal protein. Gene Ontology annotation, cellular component: cytosolic small ribosomal subunit; nucleus. The transcript has 2 exons. The coding region runs from base 229 to 1023 and encodes 264 amino acids. Gene Ontology annotation, biological process: translation. NCBI's taxonomy places the organism in Eukaryota, Fungi, Ascomycota, Sordariomycetes, Hypocreales, Hypocreaceae. Gene Ontology annotation, molecular function: RNA binding; structural constituent of ribosome. The record is from RefSeq and is a predicted model, not a curated record.